Messenger RNA from Engraulis encrasicolus (European anchovy), 711 nucleotides. RefSeq names its product carcinoembryonic antigen-related cell adhesion molecule 21. The record is from RefSeq and is a predicted model, not a curated record. Bases 13 to 711 code for a protein of 232 amino acids. The transcript is spliced from 3 exons. Lineage: Eukaryota; Metazoa; Chordata; Actinopteri; Clupeiformes; Engraulidae.
AUUGCUGUGUGGAUGACUGCCUGUGGGGGCUUUGAGGCCUUGCUGCAUGUCGUCCGUUCUCAGGGCUCUGUCUCCAUCGAGUUUGUGGAGACCCCGGUCUUGGCUACGGCUGGACGGCCGGCGGUGUUUCAGAUCGUGACCACAGCCAACAUCUUCUCCACCACAUGGACCUCGCCGGGAGGGGACGUGAUCGCGACCUGGACCUCAGCUGGCCCCGUGGUCAACAUCGGGGACUACGAGGGCCGGGUCACCCUGACGGCCACCCGCUUCACCAUCGACCCGUCGCAGCUGCGCGACGUGGGGAACUACAGUGUCCGCAUGUCCCCCAGCCAGAAUACGGGCCUGCUGCCCAACACAGGCUUCGUGGAGCUCAGGGUCUUUGAUGCGGUGGCAGGUGUGAGUCUGGCGAUGACCCCGGAUGUGGCUGUAGAGGGCAGCAGCCUGAGUAUGCGCUGCUCCUGGGCGGCCGGUACGCAGACCAGUGUGGCGUGGCGGAGGGGCGACAAGGUGCUGUCCACGGGGGGGCGCAUCACCGUGUCGGGGGGCACCCUCUCCAUCAACCCCGCCCGACGGGACGACACCGGCGAGUACAGCUGCACCGUCAGCAACCCCGUCAGCGCGCAGACCACCCGAGCCUCUGUCACCGUCUACUGUGAGUCCCAACUACAUGUUUUUUUACUCCAAAAGAGAGAUCAGGGAGCGCUGCGUUGA